Messenger RNA from Lucilia sericata (common green bottle fly), 822 nucleotides. RefSeq lists its product as uncharacterized. Bases 119 to 625 code for a protein of 168 amino acids. NCBI's taxonomy places the organism in Eukaryota, Metazoa, Arthropoda, Insecta, Diptera, Calliphoridae. The transcript has 4 exons. The record is from RefSeq and is a predicted model, not a curated record.
CAUUACAUGGUGAGUUUACGUUUAACGUCUCAGUAUAACGGUUUAUUAAUUUUUUCUAAUCGGUUUAUUCGUUAAAGAAUUUCGUUUAGAAAAGGACAUUUUAUAUAAUCAUCAAAAUAUGAAGUUCUGCAGUCUUUCUACACUUGGUGUCAUCGUUGGUGGAAUAAAUGUUGUGGGUUAUUUUGCUGGUAUAAAUUAUUUAAUCUAUUCUAUGGUGGAAACAAAUUCGCUAUUAAAGAAAUAUGAGCAAACUAAAUCAGAUGCGACAUAUUUUAAUGUAAUAUUUGCUCUAUUAAUAUUAUUUUGUUUGGCAAUGUUUACCAUAUCUGGUCUACUUGUAAUGGGUAUUAUAAAGAGACGUCAUAAAUUGAUGACUCCUUGGUUGUUACUUAGUGCCAUUGGCUUCGUUAUAAAUUCAUUACGUUUUACAUAUCAAGUAAUUGUUUCCAUGGCCCAGGGAGUUGGUGCUGGUACAGUUGUAUCGAUAUUUUUUUCUGGUUUAUUAGGGCUUGGAUUAUCUGCUUUGAUAAUUUGGCUUAUUUAUACUUUGUAUAAGGCUAUAGAAAAGGAGAAUGUUUUAAAGCCCAUACAAGUUAAUUAUCAGACUGCUGCACAUGGGUACUAAAUACCUUCAGCAAUUAAAGAUACAACUUAUCUAGAACUUAUAUUUGUAUUGAAUAUGAACAAUUGCGACUGUUAUUUGGGUAAAGAAAUUGUUUAUAUUUUUUAUUAAAGAUUAUUUUCCGCACUUGUCCCCAACUUAUUUCUUACUGUAUACUCAAAUAAUACUGAAUUAUAAUAAAAAAAUUCAAGUUUUCUAUA